AUGACGUAUCCUGUCUGUGGCCACUGCUCGAGGCUUAACCUGGUCUGCAGUCGAGAAGUACCACGUGAGCUGGCAAGUGGCUCAACUACCGAUCCCUCUGCGCUCGCACAGGCAACAUCUCCUCUUGGUAUUCAUGGUGUUGGCAAUUCUGAGGGCCUGGAGCCGGCGACUACUUCAGCAACGAUCCACUUGGCCAAUGUGCUUAGCCAUGCCAAAAUAUGGCGGACAUUGGACCCGUCUGUGAUACUCGGAAACAAUGGUAGUGAACUUGCCGCCAGCCGCCGGGCCAUGUUACGAUACUAUAUACAGAUAUUUGCGUUCAUGCUUACAACAAACGUCGAAAACAACUGCUUUCUGACGGCCCUGGUAGUUUUGCUCCCGAUGGCUUUUGAGUCUCCAGCCCUCAUGAAAGCGCUGGCUGCGUGGUCAUCCUCGCACUUAUCGCUUAGGGAUCAAGCGUUCACUGAUGUUGCACUCCAACACAGGGGGUCGGCCCUCCGAAAUUUCAAGGCCGCUAUGGAAGAUGGAGAUCUCUCUACGGAGAUGGCGUUGGCAGCCACUCUCAUCUUCUGUUCUUUGGAUGUGAUAUCAGAUGGCACUGGCUCAUGGUACCACCACCUGCGUGGCGGAGCGGCUUUAUUGAUCUCGAAUCAGUGGGAUUCUAGCAUCACGUCACCCGUAUCACCUUCUCUCAAGACAAUGGAGCAACUUCAAUCGUACGAGGGAAAGUGGCUUAUGAAGAACUUUGCGUACCAUGACAUCUUGGCCAGCAUUACAAUGAACACGCGACCUCUGCUCGGUGGAGAGUACUGGAUCUCGUCAGGAGAAGACUCAGCUGCGGAUCCAUACUUCGGCCUUGCAGAACGCAUCCUCUAUCUCAUUGCGAAGACUAGCCACCUAAAUGCCGAAAUGGCUGAGGCGAAGCAACCGGAAGCUACGCCGGAUGCAUUGGCUAAUACAGUCGCUUCAUUUUCAUCACGCGCACAGGUUAUUGAAGACGAACUCCGUGAGUGGAAAUGUCCUUCAUUGGGUUUCAGCCCUCCUCUCGUCUCUCUGGCGCAAACCUACCGCUCUGCGGCAAGGAUUCAUCUAUAUCGAACAAUACGAGCUCAUGUUCCUGAUGCUGCUGAGCAUGUACAUGCGAAGAUCCAGAGUCAAGUCAAGUCUAUUGUUGAAGCCGUAGGGAAUAUACCUGAAGGGUGCCUGCCUGAGUGCACGCUGCUAUUUCCCGUGUUCAUGGCGGGCGGUGAUGCGGAGGAUUCUGAUGAUAUCUGGGUCAUUCGCAACAAGCUUGAAUCUAUGAACCGGUGGCGAUGUUUCCGCAAUGUGGAGGCAGCGCUCGACGUGCUCGACGAGCUGUGGCGCUUGAACGCAACACGAGCUGGAGGUGAAACUGGCGAUCGAGUUGACUGGUUGGAUGUGGUUAAGCGUAGAGGCUGGAAGUUGGCAAUUAGUUGA
Clonostachys solani is the source of this 1458-nucleotide messenger RNA. The record is from the annotation of a GenBank genome assembly. NCBI's taxonomy places the organism in Eukaryota, Fungi, Ascomycota, Sordariomycetes, Hypocreales, Bionectriaceae.